Messenger RNA from Microplitis demolitor, 2156 nucleotides. RefSeq names its product 2',5'-phosphodiesterase 12. Gene Ontology annotation, molecular function: 3'-5'-RNA exonuclease activity. Gene Ontology annotation, cellular component: mitochondrion. The record is from RefSeq and is a predicted model, not a curated record. The transcript has 5 exons. The coding region runs from base 182 to 2014 and encodes 610 amino acids. NCBI's taxonomy places the organism in Eukaryota, Metazoa, Arthropoda, Insecta, Hymenoptera, Braconidae. Gene Ontology annotation, biological process: nuclear-transcribed mRNA catabolic process, deadenylation-dependent decay.
UCCGCCAAUGGCGGCGCGCAAUUCAUUUAAAAAUUUCACGUGUUCUAACCUUUAUAUUGAGUGUGUAAAUAUAAAUAUGUUGCCAUUUAGUAAAGAUUUAAAUUAACUAAUUAAAUAUUUAAAAUAAAUGAGUGAUUUUUUGAUUUGAAUGUAGUUUUUAAAUUUGUCAAUUAAAUUUAUUAUGCCAAUGGUUUUAAAUUGUUACCGCGUAAAUAAACAACUGGGAUUACUGAUUGUCAAUAAAAUAAAUAAUUUGUUUGUAAGAACGAAUUGCAAAACUGUAUUUAGAAUGGACGAAGCAUAUUUGCGAUAUACUGCUGGCAGUGAGACGUUUGAUUUCACAUUUCGUUUUUCUAAACCGGAAAUAAACAUCGACAGGCAGUUCAAUUUCUCCAGAAGGACUUCAGAGAAUGUAGAAAAUUUUCUGCGGAGGCUUGACGCUAACGUGACAAAAGUUUUGGAUAAAAGGACUAAAAAAAUGAUGAGAAAAAAUAAAAAAAAAUUUUCAUCUUCUCAGGAAGAACUAGUGGAAGAACAAGUCGACAAUGUCAAGGCGGGAAAUAUUUUUCUGAUCAAAAAUAAUGACAAGAUAAAUUUAUUGGAGCCUUGUAGUAAAUUUCUGGAGGAUCCUUCUCAACUCAAGAUUUCUAUCUUAGGAAAAAUGUAUGACGUUAAAGUAAAUGUACCUUGGAUAUUGAAUGUCACUUUACCCACCUGCAUUUUGGCCAAUUUUCCAGUCUAUCCAUCCGAGUUUGAAUCCAUUCAUGUCGACAAAAAGCUGUCAGAUUUUACCUGGUACAAAACGGUGCUCGAUGACAGGAAGAAGACAACCUGGGAGCUGGUUGGCGAGGGAUUUCUUUACACUCCCAGUGUCAAAGAUAUUGGAGCUAAACUUAAACUGAAAUGUUUGCCUCGGAAUGAGCGACAUGAAGGCCCGGAAAUCGAAGUCGAAGCUAAAGUUGAUGUUGAAGCUGGUCCAGGUGUUUGUCCUUUUGAAACCCGACAUGCAUUUACUCGAAACAAGUUGACUGAUAGUUACUUCCGUGUCACUUCUUAUAAUAUUUUAGCUGAUACUUAUGCUGAUUCUGAUUAUUCCCGUGACGUUUUGUUUCCAUAUUGCCCACCUUAUGCUCUGGCCAUUGAUUACCGCAAGCUUUUGAUUAUCAAAGAGCUGAUAGGAUAUAAUUCAGAUAUCAUUUGCUUGCAAGAAGUUGACCGCAAAAUUUACGAAAAUGACUUACAGCCGUCACUGUCUCUGCUAAAUUACGGUGGAGUUUUUUUUGCAAAAGGAAUCACCAGCGAAGGCUCGGCUAUUAUGUACGACAACAAACGGUUUGAAAUUUUAGAUCACAAAGGAAUUGUUAUGAGUGAAGGCAUUGAUGAUAAUUUAGUUUUUAAAAAUACCUGGGAUAAAAUAACAAAUGAGGAAGCGCGGCAGAGAUUUAAAGACCGGAAUACAUCAAUAUUGAUAGUAGUUUUAAAAUCUCUAGAUAAUCCUAAAGAAAUUCUAGUAAUAGGAAACACUCAUCUUUACUUUCAUCCAGACGCAGACCACAUAAGAUUACUGCAGUCAUACUUCAGUUUGACUGCUUGCCAAGACACUGCAGAUAAAAUUCGUCAGCAGUAUCCUGAGCACAACGUGACUCUGAUGCUGUGCGGAGAUUUCAACAGUACGCCAGUCGAUGGAGUUUAUGAGUUUGUGACGAAGAAUAAUAUUCCAGCGAACCACAAAGAUUGGUCUUCAAAUGCCGAACAAAAAAUAGAAAACGUCUCAGUGUCUCACAACUUGGCUCUAAAAAGUGCAUGCGGAACUCCAGAGUUCACGAACUUCACCGUCGAGUUCGCUGAUUGUUUGGAUUACAUUUUCUACGAGUCAAACAAAUUGGAAGUGAGCCAAGUAAUUCCUAUGCCAAGUAGAGAAGAGCUGGCCCUAAAUAGCGCCAUACCUUCAGUCGUAUUUCCAAGUGAUCAUGUUGCCAUUUGCGCGGAUAUGAAGUGGCGCUCACCCCAAUAAAAAAAAUAAAUAAAUACUUUACUAAUUGUAAUCACAAUAUAUAUAUAUUUAUAUAUAUAUUAAUUACUAUAAUAUUCUGUCUUUCAAAUUAGUACCUAAGCACAUUAGUAUGAAAUUUAAUAAAUACAUUUUUAUUAUUUUA